Molecule: messenger RNA, 354 nt
Organism: Saccharomycopsis crataegensis
Lineage: Eukaryota; Fungi; Ascomycota; Saccharomycetes; Ascoideales; Saccharomycopsidaceae
Exons: 1
Coding region: 1-354 (117 amino acids)
Source: RefSeq, a predicted model, not a curated record
AUGGUCUCGAUUUUUAUGAUUCACCCGAACUUGCAGCUCACCGAAUGUGAUACUUCAAGUGCCAACAUGAUCCACCGUUAUCAGGACCAGUUACUCGACAGUAUUAAUGAAACCAAUCAUACGGAGAUCGAUGCUGAAGUACAAUACUUGAGCUCGUAUUCGAGGAUCUUGGACAUUAUGGAAAAAUAUUUUUCUAAGCUGGUACUCACCCCUCAAGAUGAAUGUGAAGGAUUAGAUCUAAUCGCUGGAGAAAUGAAGGUAUUCAAAGGUGCAGAAUUGAAGUUACAACGGUUGAAAUUAGAAGUAGUGCCUCGUCAAUCAUCAUCUUUGAACACAAUUACAGAAGAAGAAUAG